Molecule: messenger RNA, 2882 nt
Organism: Dioscorea cayenensis subsp. rotundata (Guinea yam)
Lineage: Eukaryota; Viridiplantae; Streptophyta; Magnoliopsida; Dioscoreales; Dioscoreaceae
Product: protein ROOT HAIR DEFECTIVE 3-like
Exons: 22
Coding region: 115-2619 (834 amino acids)
Biological process (GO): endoplasmic reticulum membrane fusion
Cellular component (GO): endoplasmic reticulum
Molecular function (GO): GTP binding; GTPase activity
Source: RefSeq, a predicted model, not a curated record
UUGAAACCUUCGAGACCUUCGAAUCUCUAUCGCAAUCUCUUUCUCUGUAUAUAAAACCCUAGAAGUUUGAAUUUCAAUCCAUUGAUCGCUUGCUCUAUCGAUCUGAGAGAUCGAAUGGGGUCGGAGGAUUGCUGUGCCACCCAGCUGAUUGAUGGCAAUGGGCAGUUCAACGAGCGAGGCCUAGAGCACUUCGUGCGCACCGUCAAGCUCGCCGACUGUGGUCUUUCCUAUGCCGUCGUCUCCAUCAUGGGCCCUCAGAGCAGCGGGAAAAGCACCCUACUUAACCACCUUUUUAGGACCAACUUUAGAGAGAUGGAUGCUAUCAGAGGGAGGAAUCAAACUACCAAAGGAAUCUGGAUUGCAAAAUGUGUUGGUAUUGAGCCUUUCACCGUUGUCAUGGACUUAGAGGGUACUGAUGGGAGAGAAAGAGGAGAGGACGAUACUACUUUUGAGAAGCAAAGUGCACUUUUUGCUUUGGCUAUUUCAGAUAUUGUUCUGAUCAACAUCUGGUGUCAUGAUAUUGGGCGAGAGCAUGCUGCUAACAAGCCUCUUCUCAAGACUGUUUUUCAGGUCAUGAUGCGCUUGUUCAGUCCUCGCAAGACAACUUUACUAUUUGUAAUCCGUGAUAAGACGAAGACUCCGUUGGAGCGGUUAGAGCCUGUUUUAAAGGAGGAUAUUCAGAAGAUCUGGGAUGCUGUUUCCAAGCCACAAGCCCACAAAGACACUAAACUUAGUGAGUUCUUCAAUGUUGAGGUCACAGCUUUGCCAAGCUAUGAAGAAAAGGAGGAGCAAUUUAAAGGACAGGUUGCGCAACUUAGACGACGUUUCUUCAAUUCAAUUGCCCCUGGAGGUCUUGCAGGUGAUAGACGUGGUGUAAUUCCUGCCUCAGGAUUUUCAGUUAGCGCACAGGAGAUUUGGAAAGUUAUCAAGGAAAACAAGGAUCUCGAUCUUCCUGCUCACAAGGUUAUGGUUGCUACUGUUCGGUGUGAAGAAAUCACAAAUGAGACACUAAGUCGCUUAAGUUCCGAUGAGGAUUGGGUGAAUUUGGAAGAAACCGUUCAAUAUGAGGCAGUGCCAGACUUUGGGAAAAAACUUGGCUCCAUCCUUGAUUUUUAUCUCUCUGAGUAUGACAUCGAAGCUGUGUAUUUUGAUGAAGGUGUCAGGAAUGCAAAAAGGCAGCAGCUGGAAUCUAGAGCCUUGCAACUUGUUUAUCCUGCUUUCCAAGCCAUGCUGGGGCAUCUUCGUACCAAAGCUUUCAACACAUUCAAGAAUGAUCUUGAGCAGUCAUUGCAGAAAGGGAAAGGGUUUGCAUUAUCUGUUCGUGAGUGUUCCCAAUUGUCUAUGCUUGAAUUUGAUCAAGGUUGCGCAGAUGUUGCUGUUAAGCAGGCUGACUGGGAUACUUCUAAAGUCCGGGAGAAGCUUCGCCGUGACAUUGAAGCUCAUGCAACGUCUGUGCGCACUGCAAAAUUGGAAGAACUGAAAGCUGAAUAUGAGAGGCAACUAACUGGUGCACUUGCUGAACCUGUUGAAUCACUAUUUGAUGCUGCUGGUGCUGGGCAAGAUACAUGGGCAUCCAUAAGAAAACUUUAUAAGCGUGAGACAGAAAAUGCUCUGUUGGGGUUUUCAGCUUCCCUAUCCGGCUUUGAAUUGGACUGCUCAAAAUUUGAUAAGAUGCUGGAAAAUUUGAAGGCCAAUGCAAGAGGUGUUAUUGAAAAGAAAGCAAGAGAAGAGGCAGGGAAAGCUUUGAUUCGUAUGAAGGAUAGGUUUUCAAGCGUAUUCAGUCAUGAUGCUGAUUCUAUGCCAAGAAUGUGGACGGGGAAGGAAGAUAUUAAGAAGAUCACGAAGCAAGCUCGUGAUGCGGCACUAAAGCUUCUAUCCAUAUUGGCAGCAAUACGUUUGGAUGAACAACCAGAUAAUGUUGAGCAUAUUCUCAGGUCAACACUCAUUGAUGGUCCAGUUGUCCAAGCUAGAAGCAUAGAGGCUCCUACAGAUCCACUCGCGGCUAGCACGUGGGAAGAGAUUCCUCCAAGGUAUACAUUGAUCACUCCAGUGCAGUGCAAGUCUUUGUGGAGACAAUUCAAAACAGAAACCGAGUAUUCUGUUACCCAAGCAAUAUCUGCACAGGAAGCUUACCGACGUAGUAACAGUUGGUUACCGCCUCCAUGGGCAAUAGUUGCAAUUGCAGUUCUCGGUUUCAAUGAAUUUAUGGCACUUCUGCGGAAUCCUUUGUAUCUAAUUGUGCUCUUCGUUCUUUACUUGCUCACCAAAGCACUUUGGGUUCAGCUUGAUGUCAAUGCAGAAUUUCGCCAUGGAGCUGUCUCGGGUAUUCUUGGAUUAUCAUCAAGAAUUCUUCCAACAAUUAUGAACCUGCUAAAGAAGUUAGCAGAGGCUGGUCAACCACAUCCUCAACCCCCGCAAUCUCCGCCCCGGCCGCCUCUAGACUCCCACAGUUUCCGAAACCAAUCGCAAAGACAACCCACAUUGUCUCACUCAAUUCCUGCAUCAUCAUCAUCAUCUACGAUUUCUUCUCCGGCGAGUGUGGUAGAGCAUACAAGCCCUCUAAUGCAAAGCCAUGCCGGAGAUACCGAUACCGAUACCGAGUUGAGUAGUACUUCUUGAGUGAUUUUGCAACACUGAUCCAAUGUGUAUGUACAAAGUUUACCAUCCAAUAGGGACAAAAUUAUGACAUAGUAAUGUUUUCAGAUAUAUAUAUAUAUAUAUAUAUAUCCUGAGCAAAGGAAUGGAAAAGAGUGAUAUAGCCCAGUUUGUUAGUGUCUAAAACAAACCUGAAUUUUAGUGUUUCUUUUGAAUGUUCUUUUAAUGUGUACAGCAAACUGUAUCUACAAAAUGCGGUCAUGUUAUCAAUUAAAUUAUAUAAAGUA